AAAAAAAAAAAAAAAACAGAAAGAAAGAAAGAAAAUAGUGCACUCAGUGGGAGGAAAAGCCAAAAGGACUUCGGACACAGUUUUUUUUUCUAUGUGAUGAGGCAGCCUCCAAAUGACGUCGAGAUGGCUUUAGGUGGGACCCUUUUGCCAUCCAUUUCCACGUUUGCCAGCAGCCCCACUGACAAGAGUAGAUCCAUAGGAACUGCCAAUCUAAAAUGGAAGGAGGAGUUGUCUCUUCUUAAGAGAUCCAGUGUUCCAGCAGGAAGUAGCUGCCCUGACCAGGACCAUCUCACUGCCACCUGCAUAACGAGCACCAGCAUGUCCAAGAAAGACACCGAACCAGAUUUGGACUUAGACUACGACUUCAUUUUGUCCAACUCCAUUCUACAGCAACAGCAGCAGCAGCAGCAACAGCAGGAGGACGCCAUGGCAUGUAGCUCCGCUCAGGCCCUGUCUCCUUCACCCAGUUCCUUCUCCUCGUCCUACCAGCUUCCCUCUCCUCAGGACUCGGCCAGUGAGCUGCUCUAUACCAUCCCAGACAUUAGCGACGUUUCCCCCUCCGGAGGCUUUGUGGCCGAACUCAUGAGACCGGAGUUGGACCCCGCGUACCUCCACCCCACCAGCCUCCACGGCAAGUUCGUCGUCAAGACAACAAUGGACAUGGGAGAGUACAGCCAAGGCAUGAGUGUAGGCAAGGCCUGCGUCGGCACCGUGUCAGACUCAGCCUCCUCACGUGCCUCGCCGUCCUUCCCGUGCCACAGGAUAAAGCAGGAGAACCCCAGUAACUGCACCAUCUCUCAGCCCAUAGACUUGCACCUUGCAGGGGUCAACUCGCAGGGCAGGGGGGGCCAUCAGCGGCCCAGCCACCUGGAUCUACAUGGGUUCUCAGGCGGAGGCCGGUCCAUGACAGGCAGCAGGUUGUCCUCGUCGUCCUCCCUCUCCCCAGACAACGGCCUCUGUCGGGAGCACCAGCUCGGCCAUGCCCUCGCUCAGAUCCCACUACCUCCGCAGGGAUACCACCAUAGCUCCUCGCAGGGCUACCCGUCCUACCCCCAGACGUCCUCCAUGCAGUACCCAGAAGCCCUUAUGAUCUCCAGUGGGGACUGCUUGCCAGAGGAGCCAAAGCCUAAACGAGGGAGACGUUCCUGGCCAAGGAAGAGAGUCGCCACACACACAUGUGACUACGUUGGCUGUGGGAAAACCUACACAAAGAGCUCCCACCUGAAAGCACAUCACCGCACACACACAGGGGAGAAGCCUUACCACUGCGACUGGGAGGGCUGUGGCUGGAAGUUUGCGCGUUCGGAUGAGCUCACUCGCCACUACAGGAAACAUACGGGUCAUCGACCAUUUCAGUGUCAGAAAUGUGACCGGGCCUUUUCUAGAUCAGACCACCUUGCUCUCCACAUGAAAAGACACUUAUGAGACUUGGCCGAAGGACCAGACAAGAUGACAAAAGUUGAAGGCUCCAGGAAAAUAUCUCUUUAUGAAGUAUAUACAUAUCUAUAUAUGUGUAUAUAUAUAGCAAAAUCCUGCACGAACAUGUGCUCUACACUUUCAAAAACCGUAACUUGCCUUCAAGUCAGCAUCAAGCAACGAGACUAGCUGUGGUGUUCAUGGCUAUAAGAGAAUCACUCCUUCCAGAGCCUUCUCUUGCACAUUGUGCAGGUGACUCAACAAGACCUCUCCGCCAGGGUUGUAAACUUUUAUGAAAGGGACCAAACUGGAAUUUGUCUUAUUUAACCGACAAAACUUGGAGGACCAGGUGCCAACAGCUUUUAACUGGAAAUGUCAGGGAAACCAGGAGCAACAGACAAAACAUCUCCAGAGGCCUUCUACCAGCAACAUGCCAUCACAGGCUCUGUUAACUACACACUGUUCCAAAUACUGUAUUACCUAAUACGUCUAUAUUUAUAUUCCUAUGUCACCUGCAUUGCCACGGAUUUCAGGUACAAUGUUAAUUUAUACAGAAUGGUGCUAGGUCACUCUAAAGAAGGUGUUUCUUUAUGUCUUUGAAAAGGUACCAAAGAUUAAGGAGAAUAGAUAAAAAGAUUCAAUGCAAAAGUGCCAUAAAGUUGUUCUUGUGUUUCUUGGAAAACUCUUCGACAUUCUGACUUCAGGUGAAUACUUCACUUUUUAAAAUGGUGAUGGCAAUCUUCAAUGCACUGCAAUUGCAAAGUGCAAUUAUUUAUAUGAGACAUUCAUAUUUUUGUAUUGAAUGAGUAACUCUGAACAAAAGUUUUUUGUUUAUAGCCAAAAUAUGUAAUAUAAUCUCAAAUUUUGUAGAUUUGUAAAUAAAAACACUUUGUUUAUGUUUUGUAUUUUACAGUAUGAUACAAAAGAAAUGUCUUUGAAAUAAGAAAAAACGAAGACGUCUACGCUUUACAGACAAAGCCCAAUAUUGUCAUUGAAAACAAAGAAAAAACAUGUAAAGUAUAUUAGAUGUACAAUAAAUGCCAUACAUGUGAAGCAAAGUUUC
Molecule: messenger RNA, 2479 nt
Organism: Menidia menidia (Atlantic silverside)
Lineage: Eukaryota; Metazoa; Chordata; Actinopteri; Atheriniformes; Atherinopsidae
Source: the annotation of a GenBank genome assembly